AUGGCCAUGAACUUUGCCUCCAGUGAGGUGUUCUACAGCCUGAGUGUGAAUCAGCUGGCUGAGAUCAUCAGCCACGAUGAGCUGGAUGUUAAAGAGGAGACAACAGUGUGGGAGGCUGUGGUGAGAUGGGUGAAGCACAGCAGGGAAGACAGACUGCACCACCUACCCAGCAUCCUCCCUCACAUCCGCUUCAACUUGCUGACGUCAGACGACACAGCAGCCAUCUUGGAUCACCCCCUGGUCAGAGAGGAUGCUGGGAGUUCUGAGGUCAUCAGGAACCGGGUGAAGGAGACUUCCACCCCGAGGAAAAGAUUUGGGAUGGACACAAUGGAAAUGGCUCUGCUUUUUAAUUUCAGAAAAGAUGAGAUCCUCUUCAUGAACCCCAGGGAAGGGAAGUACGUCAGCCGCAGUUACCAUUUUAAAGAAUAUUGUUCAGUGGCAGCCAUGGCAGUCAGCAGUGAUAGCAACAUUUAUAUGCUGGCUAGAGAUUCAGGUAAAUUGACCAUGUUCAAGUACAAGCAUAUAAGGAAUGCACAUAUUUGGGCACAUGCAGGUAUGUCCCCAGUAUUUACAUUCCUGGAACAAGGAAAGAACUCGCUUGACUACAACGAGCACCUCGUUGAAGUUGAUCGUACUUUAUACUACCUUGGCGUGAAAAAGAGAAGCGACAGUACCUUGGUGCGAAUGAGAAAGUACAACUGGUACUCUGACCAGUGGCAGGAGUGUUCACAGCUGGAAGUUGACGGACUUUCUAAACUCAGUGCUGCAGUAACCUGCUGUUCGCACCUCUAUUUCUUCACAAAGUCGAAAAUGCAUCGCUAUGACCCAAGCCAGGAUCUGUGGCACCAGAAGACACCACCAAGAACCGAUCUUCCAAUCUGCACAGCCGUUGCCAUGGGAACAGAGAUCUUCUGCACGGACGAUCUGUUUACUCGGACUAUGGUGUACGAUACAGAGUCAGACCGCUGGCAGGAUUUGCAAGGCUGGUUGUCCCCAGAAUUCCCCUCUCACCUGGAUAUGAGCAAUCCCCAAUUCUUCGUACUGGAGAACCAGCUACACUUAGUGCUAGAAGCCUAUGAGACUACCAGAGAAAGGUCAUCAGCACAGUAUAUGGUAUAUGUGUAUGACAGGUCUGCUGAUGCAUGGACAGACAUGAAGGCCACAAUCCCAAAGAAUAGAUAUGUAUCGGGUGGUUCCAUGUGCCACGUGGCACGUAUGUACAACCCACUUUCUGAUGCACAGUAUGCAUUCAUGUAUUAGGUGCCUCCCAAGCCUUGUGACCCCACACUGGGAGGGUCGGGGGUUUAGUGUAUUCUAAAUGCUCUGGCGUUUGCAGUUAUGAAGCUAACCCCAUGAAAUUCACACAGAAUUCACAAAGACAUGUAAGAAUUACCACCAUGAUGUUAGAUUGGGUGAGUUAUGGAUAAUUUUCCAAAAAAUAUGGCAUCAAAAAUGAACUUCCUGUAUAGAAAGUCACUAUCCGAUUGUGACAAAUUUAGUGCAAUACUUGCCAAAAAUUUGGUCACAAACAAUAAUCUACGUACCAACACAUGCACUCAAAGUAUUAUUGUAGUUGCAUUUUACCAAAUAGAAGAGAAAGUCAAGGUAUAGUGCUUGAUUUUUCUCCAAAACUUGGCACUGUGUGGCAAGCACACGCUGGCACCGAGCCGCCAUUUAAAUCUACAGGCACUUAGCUUACAUGUCAGAGGACCACUUGCCUGCUCCAUAUAAGGCAUGGCCCCAAGGAAUACCGAGAAUUAAUGUCUCUAAAAUAGGGUUUCUGUUGGUUGAAAGCCCCUUCCGAAGAUCCCCGAAGGUUGAAGCAAUUGUCUGUCCAUGGGGAACAGCAGGCUAACUACCGAACCAGCUUGCUGCGUGGGGCAUACAUUGUGUACAUUAGAACAUACAAGGGGCUUUCUGGUGAUUAUAUCGGCUAAAAACUGUGGAAAACACAAUCAAGAGAAGACCAUACAAUUAUUUUACAUAACAAACAUGUGCUAAAAUGUUUUAGACUUGUAGUAACGUGUAAUAGUCAUGUCGAUAAAGGCUCCAGUAAUAGUUAUUGACUGAUUGAUUUUAGUUUCUCCUAACUGUGGGCUAUACCAAAUGUAUCCAAAGAUUGAAAGAAAAUAGGUACAGAUUUAUUGAAUCGUAGUGUUUUGUGCUUUUACUUUA
This is a messenger RNA of Branchiostoma floridae (Florida lancelet), 2175 nucleotides long. RefSeq names its product kelch-like protein 25. The coding region runs from base 1 to 1260 and encodes 419 amino acids. The transcript is spliced from 4 exons. Gene Ontology annotation, molecular function: protein binding. Lineage: Eukaryota; Metazoa; Chordata; Leptocardii; Amphioxiformes; Branchiostomatidae. The record is from RefSeq and is a predicted model, not a curated record.